AUGUUGCUCCUUCUCCUGAUGGCGUUCCGAACUUCCGCCACGUCAACAUCCUCCACAACUAGUGCAACUCUGUCGAUAUCAUCGACUUCUCCUCCACCCCGCAAGUUUCCAAACUCGACAGAAAGAGCAAUGAUCUAUCGGAUGAUGUUCGACGCGUCGACUCGUUUCCGAACCGGUAACAGACAUUUGAGAAAAACACACACAGACAUUUGCAGAGAAUUACCGCAAGGCGCCGCUGAUGUUCGAGCAGGAUUGGCAGCUGUGCGACGAGACAUUCCGAUGGCCAAGUCGGCAAUUUUUUGAACUCUUUCGGAUUGUUUAUGUGUGUGUGUUGCAGAGUGCUGUUUGUGGCGCGACAAGAAGACGUUCGCGAGAGGCACGACCGACUGCGACCACAUAAAAGGAGACGUGCUGCUCGAGAACGACUACGACGCGAACCUCUUCCAGGUGACCACACUAUAUAUCAGACUUGCAACGGGCCGGGCCAAAAUUGGAAAUUUUCCGGCCCGGCCCGGUCGGCCGGGGAGGAUGCACCUAAAAAAUCAAGUUGACCGCCGUUUUCUUCAAGCACUUUGUCUUCGUCCAUUUUUACCCACCAAACUUUGAAAACGGCCUACGUUAUCGUCGUUUUGCUUCAAUUUCGAAGAUUCAUUGUAAAAACCAGCAGAAAUAGAAAAAAAGACGAAAAAGGCAAUGUUAUAGCAUAAAAACCUGUUAAAAAAUAGAAAUUGCUGUUUAAAGUCGCAAAAUUUUCACAAAAAUUACGAAAAUUUUCUCAAGAGUGGGCGGAGCGAUUGAUUGCAACUCUGGCACGCCAUUUUAGCAAUUUUGCCGCACGCGUUUUCCUCUUCCUUCAUAUUUUUUUUGCAUAUUUUUUUUGAGGUCUAACUUCCGGGCCGGGCCGACGAUUUGCUGGCCCGGCCCGGGAUUUGGCAAGUCUGCUAUAUAUUCACUUUUUCCCGUUUUGUCAACUCUCCAAUGUUGUCUUUCAGUCUUUCCUCGACAUCAAACAAAUCCAGGGCAAUCUGGUGCUUCGGAACACUACCAUUGUCGCAUUCGGAGUGCCACAUCUUCUGAAGAUUGGCUUCAAAUCAUCGGAUUCCAAACAGUUUCCGGCAGUGAUUUCCGUUCACAAUAAUCCAUUACUCGUUCAAUUUCGACUUCGCAGAGUGAAAGUCAUCGCCAAAAGCCCGGUAGGUCCUAAAAAAAGCAGGCUUGCCAAAUUACGGGCCGGGCCGAAAAUUUGCUGGCCCUGCCCGGUCGGCCCGGCUCAAAAGGCGCGAAUUCAAAUUUUUCGGGGAAAUCUAUUUUUUCGUUUUUUUUGCGGGGAUCAAAUUUUAAAAAAACGGAACUCGUUGAAAAAGCGUUUCGAACUGUAAGAAAUUUAUUGGGAAAAGUUAUUAUUUUCUUCUUUUUUAAUUGUUACUUUUGCUUUGAUGCCAAUAAUAACUAUUUUUGAAAACUACAUUUUUUUUUAUGCUCGAUACUUGCAAAAUUCGUUAGUUCUACGAAAAACAAACAUUUUAUUCAAUCAAUAGUUCAAAAUUUGGAUUCCCGCUUUUUGAACCGGGCCGGCCCGGCCCGUGGCAACUCUGAAAAAAAGUGAGAUGAUGCAAAACCGAACGUUUUUAGGGUCAAAAGUAUGCAAAGUUCAGUGGAAAUCCAAAACUGCGAAUCGAUACGAAACAAUAUCAAGUUUUGAAGAAAGCCAGCAAAGGCAGCGAUGAUUUCGAGCAGUUCGUGGUGAGACCCAGUGAGUUUUCUUCCGCACAACACUAUCCAAUCGAUUCAUAGUCACGUACAAACGCCACGAGAGCUGGGAGUCGUAUCCGUACUGGAUCCUGGCGGCAAUGAUCUCGAUUGCACUCACUCAUCACUUUGUUAUGAUCGAAAUCAACGAGAGCCGGAUUGAGAAGAAGGACAUUGAAAUGAUAUCGGCGAUUCGGAAGAUGAGAGACGCAGUGUUGGCCGCCGAGUUACUGUACGUCGGGGUCUUGAAACGAUAAUUGAGGCCUCUUUUUGCAGACUUCAAACACCAGACGACACUUUUCUGUCGGUUAGGAACCCCGGAACUACCGCAAUCCUACAAUAAUACAUUUUGCAGUUCGAUUCGGACGUCCUCCGUUUGUGCAGUGAACAAUUGGAUUUAAUGCAACAAAUUCAAAGGACUAUGGAUUCGUGA
Caenorhabditis sp. 36 PRJEB53466 is the source of this 2182-nucleotide messenger RNA. The record is from the annotation of a GenBank genome assembly. Lineage: Eukaryota; Metazoa; Nematoda; Chromadorea; Rhabditida; Rhabditidae.